CUCUGGGAGGGGUUAACGUGAAUCAUUGGUAAAUACAAUGGUACGGCUACGUUUGAAAUGGAUAAACUAGCCUGCGGGGAGGACCUAUGUGACACGUGACUGCCAACGAGUGGCAUACGCGGAACCGAAGAGCGCGCGCUCUUUGCGCGAAAGCCGGCGUUUUACCGCGAAAUGCUUAAUGACAUGGGUCACCCGUCACAGCUCCAUUUGAUUCAACGGGAUGUUACGAGCUUCCGAUGCUAUCUGAAGUCACAUAAAUGCAUUUCAAAUCUCCCGCCUAUCCCUGACCAGUACCUUAUUUAAUAUUUCAUCUGGUGAUCCCUGUGGAUUCUGCACAGGCAGACCUCCAUACUACUGCGAUUUUACAGAAAUAUUGUCUUGUCUUCAAACGUUUUUGCGAGUCCGUGCGCUGAGAAUCGGGUCACACUGCCAUCCGGUCCGCUUCCUGUUUCCGGGACACGAACUGCUUUGGUGAGUGGGGCCAUAAACAAAGACCGAUCCGGCGACCCUUCAGCAGAGAUCAGCACAACCCCCCGCUGGAGCGAUGGACACCGGACUCAGCCAGGAUAAGAUUGCCUCCUUCACCAAGCGCUUGAAGGCAGAACCGCGCUACCUGCUGGCCCAGAAUGUCUCUACCUGCAUCGACCCUCUGGAGGUUUGCUUGCACCGGCAGACGGUCCAGGACACUGUGCACAUCUUCCAGCACAGCAUUCCAAUGGAGGGCAAGCCCAUCACCAACCAGAAAAGCUCUGGACGAUGCUGGAUCUUCUCCUGCCUCAAUGUGAUGCGCCUGCCCUUCAUGAAGAAGUUCAACAUCGAGGAGUUUGAGUUCAGUCAGUCCUACCUCUUCUUCUGGGAUAAGGUGGAGCGCUGCUAUUAUUUCUUGCACGCCUUUGUGGAGACGGCCCUUCGGAAUGAGCCAGUGGACGGGCGACUGGUGCAGUUCCUGCUGUCUAACCCCACAAAUGAUGGGGGACAGUGGGAUAUGCUGGUCAACCUCAUCGAGAAGUAUGGAGUUAUUCCAAAGAAAUGCUUCCCGGAGUCUCACAGCUCGGAGGCAUCGCGGAGGAUGAAUGACAUCCUCAAUCACAAGCUCCGGGAGUACUGUCUGAGGUUGAGGGACAUGGUGGCCAACAGCUACACCAAAGCAGACCUGUCUGAAGCUAUGGACACCAUGAUUGAGGAGGUGUUCCGUAUAGUCAGUGUCUGCCUGGGCAGCCCGCCUGACACCAUCUGUUGGGAAUUCCGGGAUAAGGAGAAGAACUUCCACCGCAUCGGCCCACUGACACCCCAGGAGUUCUACAGGGAGCACGUCAAGCCAGUCUACAACAUCCAAGACAAGGUGUGCCUGGUGAAUGACCCACGGCCCACAAGUCCCUAUUCGAAGAUGUACACAGUGGAGUUUUUGGGUAACAUGGUGGGUGGGAGGAAGACAUUAUAUAACAACCAGUCCAUCCAGUUGCUGAAGGAUGCUGCAGCAGAAUCCAUUAAGGCUGGAGAGGCGGUGUGGUUCGGCUGUGACGUGGGGAAGCACUUCCACGGGAAACUGGGCAUCAAUGACAUGAAUGUGUUCAACCACGAGCUAGUGUUUGGAGUCUCUGUGAAGAACCUGUCCAAGGCUGAGAGACUGAUCUAUGGUGACUCGCUCAUGACCCAUGCCAUGAUCCUCACUGCUGUCACUGACAAGGAAGGGAAGGAGGGAACGUUUGAGAAAUGGCGUGCUGAAAACUCCUGGGGAGACGAUCGCGGAAAUAAAGGUUAUCUCAUCAUGACAGACGACUGGUUCUCAGAGUACGUCUACGAAGUUGUGGUGGACAAGAAGUUUGUUAUCUCCGAGACGCUGGAAGUGAUGAAGCAGGAUCCCAUUGUUCUUCCUGCCUGGGACCCAAUGGGAGCACUCGCCUAAUGAAAAAAUGAAAAUUUAAAUGGGGAGGGGUUGCCCCCUCCACCACCUCCGUCCCACUUCUCUCAUCCGUCCAAAGACUCCCACACCAUGGACUUCUCAAGACAAAGGACGCCUUUUUUUAAGAAAAGCCAACAAUACAUUUUAGUUCUUUCCUCUUUCAUGCCUUCUCUCUCGCUCUCUCUCUUGCUCUCCUCAGUAAUGGUUUCCAGUUCAGUGAACCAUAGGUUUUUAUUUGAAAAUUUUUAAAAUCUUCUUAGGUUGUAAGUUUUAUCAGACCCAGUUUCCUACCCCAGGGAAGUGCAUCCCAGCUUUCUCUUUCAGUAUAUUUGUUAAGGUCUAACAGAAGAUCACCUGACUCAGCGAAAAGUCUGAUGGUCAGUUGGCUCGGACAGGUCUACCGGCACAAAGCAGUGUAAGUGACAGAUGGGCGUCGCACUGAAAUCCAGAGGGCAUUGGGGCUAGCGGUCAGCUUUCCCCAUGUGUACUGUACUUGCCUCCUGCCUACACUGCCCCCCUAUGGUGUAAUAGGGUCUUGGUGCUCCUGUGUGUUGCUGGAUUACUUAGCACCUGUACUUUUGAGGCUUGCAGAAUUGCCCAGGCUGUUCCUUCACACUCCUAGUUCAGCUUUGGCUUUAUAUUAUAUUUCAUUAGUCUUCCUCUAUUUAAAAAAAUACUGAAGUAUUAGGCGGAUCACAUCUCUUCUGGUGCUGGUAUUCAUGUUGUGAUUGGAAGUUCUCUACAAAUGCUUCUAAUGGGUCUUGGAAUAUGCCCAGUUGGCCUUGAAGUUUUGCCAAGGUUAUGGGCUGCCAAAUGGGCUAGUGAUUAAAAAUAAAUUCAUGGGAUGGAUUAUAACAAGCACAGCAUUGCUCCAGUGUAGAAUUUCCAUCCUCAAUUCCGGAACUUGGGUUUCUUAUAUUUCUAACGGGAAACAUUCUGUAUGCAAAUUUAGCUGAACUGGUGCAUACUUGGUGGUGCACGUGUAUAGACCGUGUGGAAGGGUGGAUGCCACGGAGGCCGGCGUCUGCGGGAAGCAUUUAAACGAGGAGAGCUCUUCUCCUGAUGGGAAAGUCUAAUUAAACUGCAAGACUCUUCCCCUGACAGUACAGCACCAAGACAAGUCCCCAACAAUUUUCAAAUGAGAUGAUCACGUAUCAGAUAAAAUGGUUCUGUUAUUUCCCUGUAUCAUUUGCUGUUUUUAUUGCUUGGUGUGUUUUCCUUGCUUGAAUGUGCUCUGAAUGGUCAGUGUCUUUAACAAAGAAUCAGGAUCUCAGUUGUUGCAUUUAGUUACCCCUCUGAAACUGUGAUGAAUGAUGUAUUCAGAGGGAUACAAGACAGGAGCGGCUGCCUAACAUUGUAUCUCCAAAGCUGGUACGUCCUCUUCAUCCACUACAGCAGGGUCUAUAGGAGGCAGAUACUAUAUUUUUCCUAAAUCUGAAAAAUUAACCUGAGCUGGGUCUGGUGGUACAAAGAUUGAGCGGCUGAUGGGAAUGAAGGUUAUCGGCAGUGUGUGGCUUGCCUUGUGCAGUGGAAUCAACCAGCUCUGGACCAUAAAGUUCACUGGAAUACAAGAAUGGCUGUACGCUCAUCGUAUAUCUUUGUGUAUGGUGACAUCAGAGAAAUGACAGCAGGAAUUUUUUUUUAUCUCCAUCUGUCUAUAUAUGUGUGGGUCAUGUUUUGGCAUUGCUUCUAAAUUCGAGAGUGGUAUGAGUCAGGAACAAGUGAUAAUUUAUGUUCAGAGGACACAACAUUGGCUUGUGGUUUCAUGUCAUCCAGAUCAGACAGGAGCCACUUAAAUUACCCUCACAUGAUUAUGGCGACCCAAGUGGUGCACUGCUCUAAGUUUGUCUCAUCACUCGAUGCAGCCUGUAGCGUCAGUCAAAGUGAAUGUAACAGCACACAGUGUGCGAUGAGGGGAAGCCCCAGUGUGGACUGGUCCUGGGCUUCUCCCUCGAUAUCAGUUCUGAUGCAGGAAGCAAUAUUUUUUAAAGGAAAUUGUACGUCAACUGCCCCAAAUUCUUUUUAGAGUGAAUCUAUCCUUUUCCUGCUUCAUGGGAACAUCAGAAAUGUAAAAGGAUGGAACUUACCAUUUUGUAGUUGCUUGAAGACCCAUAGGGACUGCAGUGCAUUACUCAUCACAAACGUGGGGGCUUAUUGGUGCGCCCAUGAGGAUGGGAAAGAGAGAGGGGCCAAUGGUGGGGGCAGAAAUGCCUCCAACAGAGUGUGUAAGCAUACGGAGAGGAGUACCAGCAGCAGCUUAUGGCUCAUACAUAAAGUACUCAUAGAGCCAUGUGCCUUUUCUACACAUUCAGGUAAUGACAGGUGGGGUUAAUUGAUCAAAAGCAAAAGGCUCAUAGGAUGCGGUGACGUAUUUGUUAUUGGGGGACAUGAUUGACGUUUUUAUCUAUUCCUAAAGUCUAAACUGGGUCAUAGUUUUAAGAUGAAACACUCUGUAUUACAUUACUGCAGACCACCAAUACAACAGUAUACAGAUCUUUAUGUACUUGGAUUAGAUUAUUGAUUAUUAUGAUGAUUAUUAAAUAUUAUCCAUGUUCCAAUCAGUUAUCCUGGGCACAGUGGGUGGAGAUUUUAGUUAAUUCCAUUUAUAAUAUCCAAUAAAAAAAAUCUUAACUUUCUGUAUGGUUAUUCUAUGAAGAAUAAAAGCAAAAAUAUGUUCAUUCCUAA
Molecule: messenger RNA, 4588 nt
Organism: Paramormyrops kingsleyae
Lineage: Eukaryota; Metazoa; Chordata; Actinopteri; Osteoglossiformes; Mormyridae
Gene: blmh
Product: bleomycin hydrolase
Biological process (GO): L-homocysteine catabolic process; proteolysis; response to toxic substance
Cellular component (GO): cytoplasm
Molecular function (GO): cysteine-type aminopeptidase activity
Source: RefSeq, a predicted model, not a curated record